Molecule: messenger RNA, 1742 nt
Organism: Python bivittatus (Burmese python)
Lineage: Eukaryota; Metazoa; Chordata; Lepidosauria; Squamata; Pythonidae
Source: RefSeq, a predicted model, not a curated record
GCAGGCGGUGGCCGGGUGGGCGGAUCACGAGGAGAAGGGUGGAGAGAAAAAAAGUGCCCGGGCUAGAGGAGGAGACGGCUGGACUGGGAAGUGGUGCAAAGGGUGGGCGGCUCGGAGCCGGCUUUCGGGUCCUGCAGGUAGAUCCGGGUCUGGGCAAGGCGGUGUUGGCAGCUGAUUGGGAGAAAAGAGGCUGGACCAAGGAAAGAAGCCAGAGCCGAUUUUAAUACUGGCUGGGCUUAGCCAAGCACAACAGGGUCCUGAUGGGUGAUUCAGGAUCGAGGCGUUCAAUCAUUGUGUCCCGUUUGCCAAUAUUCCGGCGAAGUAUUAACCGAAGACAUGAUUCCCUCCCAUCAUCACCAACUUCCAACAGUACUGUUGGGGUUCACAGCUCUUCUCCCUCCAGCACCAACUCUAGUUCAGGUAGCACAGGCAAACGCAGGAGCCUCUUCCGCACACCUUCCAUUAGCUUCCACCACAGGAAGGGGAGUGAUCAGAAAACCGAGUCUUCGUGCCAGAAUGUGGGCAUUUUGAAUGGUGCGCAGUCUAGCCACAGCACUUUGCAAAAGCUCGGUUUGGAGGAACACGUGAAGAACAGAGGGAGGCAUUCCGUUGGUUUUGGAAGUUCUCGAAAUAAAAAGAUAACAAGGUCCUUGACAGAGGACUUCGAAAAGGGGAGGGAGGCCUCAACCAAUAAGAAUGUUUUCAUAAAUUGCAUAAGUUCUGGGAAGAAUGAAGGUGAUGACUCUGGCUUUACAGAGACCCAAAGCAGGUCUUCUGUUAAACAUUCCUCAAGGAAACUUCUCCCCAAGUCGUUCUCAACACACUACAGAUUCUCAAAGCCAGUCCCUCAGAGUCAGUCAGUUUCCUGUGUGCAACCAUCUUCUUGCUUGUUGGAUAUUAAAUCCAAUGUUGAAAGUGAUCCUGUGUCUGCAAAGUCCUCUCCUUCAGAAUGUAUAGGCAGCUCUUUGCAAUCACCAAUGCUUUCCACUGACUUGACAACUGUACAGACACCAUCCGAGUUUCUAGCAUUGACCGAAGAUUCUGUUUCUGAGGUUGAUGGGCUGCCCACCUGUGGAAAUUUGCACCCAGAAACCUUGGCCCACAAUGUGUCUACCUCUCAAACCUUUCCUAAUCCCAUUGCUGCUGCUCCUCUUUCAAGGAAAACAAACCUUACGGAAAGUAUUUCCCCUUGUGCUGAAACUUACAGGUCUAGAAAUGUACUGCUCAGUGAAGCUAGUGCUUUCUCAGAAAUCCUUGAUUCAAGUCGAAAGCAUACAAAAGUAUUAUUGCCAGAGCUCUUUGCUAAACAGACCAGCCAUCCAGAAGAUGUAAACUCAGGAGCUAAAGCACAAUUAAAAGCCUUUGUCUUAAACCAGGGAGAAAUAACUGAAUGUUCUCCAAAAGCACAAGGAUUACAGAGGGACCAACAAAAAGCAAGAAUAUCUGAACAUGUAAGAGAAACCUUUCCAGGAACUGAAUCUAAGAUCACUCCUUUGUCUUCUGAACUUCAGUCCUUUCAAACACAGCAGGGAAAUGAAAUAAACCAUGCAAAGGUGAGUCUUCCUAGUAAUUUUAGUCCAUUUCGAGAAGGAAGAUUCAUAGAGAAGCGUCUAAGAUCCUCUUCAGAAGGCACUGCUGGGAACAGCCGGAUGAUCUUAAAGCCAAAGGAUGGAAACCCAGAAGAGCUGAAUUGUUUAAGAAAACAGAGGACAAGCUCAUCAUCUUCUAAAAUGAAUAGCUUG